CGGCGACACCCAGACAACGACAUUGCUCAAUGGCAACGGAGCUGUUCAAUUCAAUUCCCAUUGUCAGUCUCCUGCAUUUUUAAUCCGUUUUUUUUUUCUUUUCCAUUUUCAUACACUAUUACCGAAUUACACCAAUACUACUCUACCACCUCGUAUAGUCUGCUUCAUCGCGCUCCAGUAUACUACUACAGCUUCUUAAACUUCUUCAAAUCUUUCUCAGGUCAUGGUUGUUCAAACCUACUCCCUCCCCGUUUGCCUCUGUAUGUUGUUUAAUUGAAAGGUUGUAUGCAAAAGCAUUUGGGCCCACUGAAUACCUUGAAUUCAUCAGUCGGUACAAUAGAUAUCCUGCUGCAAUCUGGAAAUAACUAUAAAUCGAGCAGGGCGGAGAGGCAGCAUAUACAAAACACAGAAAAGUCGGGAUUUCUAGCAUUUCUAGCUUUCAUGCGGUCGAGACAAAUAUGCGGGAAUAUCACUCACAUCGAAGAGGCUCAAGUAUCGACGCCGGUGUGUUAGGACGACGUCAUUAUGCACCUCCAUCUAGACAGCUUGUAAUGAGCCCUAGCCUGCCGCAGUUAGAUAUCGCCCAUCAGCAUCACGAACGCCCUGCAGCCCAACGACCAAGCACUCCAAAGAAGCAGACAGGGCCAGAUUCACUUCCAUUGACGCCGGCAACUACGCCCUUUCGGCGAUCAAAAGAUUUUUUCCAAAAUGCCAAGAGUGCUCAGCUAUCGCCAACUAGAAGACAUGCCAGGCGCAGUGUAGACUUGGGCGGUUCCUCGUCUAUGCAACGUACGAGGUCACUGCAAGGGGUCGUUGGAAGCAAUUUCACCCAGCAGAGAGACCAUGCUCCCUGUACAACCAAUCCUGUAUUCUUCAACUCCUUCGAUAGCUUUACCACUCCUUUACCAGACUUUGGAGAUGACGUAUUCUCCGAUUUCACUUUCCACCAUAAUGAGGAUUCAAAAAGCUCCGCGGUCACUUUUAACUUACCGUCUUCUCCUGUCCACUCCUCUUUUAGCUCACAGAAUCAGGCUACCGGCGGCACGCAGUGCGAAGGAGCCGACAAAAGCUCCGCUCGGCCAAAAGUGCCAAUUAUGCCAGCUAUUCCUCUCAUUCCCGCAUAUAAUCAAACUGCCAACUCAAGUCCACGUUCAUCACCACUGAAGGCGCCUUUGUCGCCGAGACCCGUAUCGAUUGCUGAUUUGAAUUUGGAUGCCAACAUUGACGCUUCAAUUGAGGAGACCGGUAUCACCCUUGACGACAUUGCUGCGUUUAUUGAGGGUCCAGAUGUCGACAAAAAGUGGGUGUGUACGUAUGGAGGUUGUAACAAAAGGUUUGGCAGGAAAGAAAACAUUAAAUCUCAUGUCCAGACCCAUCUCGGGGAUAGACAGUUCAAGUGCAACCACUGCAACAAAUGUUUUGUCCGCGGCCACGAUCUAAAACGACAUGCCAAAAUCCAUACGGGAAUUAAGCCCUACCCGUGCGAGUGUGGUAAUAGCUUUGCCCGUCAGGAUGCCCUAACAAGACAUAAACAACGAGGCAUGUGCAGCGGUGCGUUUAAGGGUGCUAUAAGAAAAGUGGUCAAACGUGGGAGACCACGAAAGCACAGACCAGGGCAGGACGAAGCUACCAGGUCGCGCAUUGCGGCAAGCGAGAAGUCCUAUGCCAACUCGAUUUCCGAAUCUUGCCUUUCGUUAGCUUCUCCCCCAAGUGAAAGCAACGAUACAGGAAGUGUACGUGAGUCGAGUAUCGGUGAUGACAUGCAAUACCUACACAGUGAUGGAUUCGGCUUACCUCCCGACGUCUUCACUUUCACACCUCCUGCCUCUCCCGGAUUCAGUACCGGAAAUGUUCCAUCGCCCACUAGAAGCUUCCGUUCAAUGACGCCUACCAUGGACCGUAACUUUCUGUCUCUGUCCCCAACGAAAAGACCCCUCGAUGAUAUCCCAGAAGAAAUCCCAGAUAUCUCGCUUCUUUGCCCAGGCUCUCCAACUCCAGUUAAAAAAGAACGCCCAAUCUCUUCCCAGUUUUUGCUUCUGUCGCCGGCAGAACCCACUUUCGCCGCUGCUCACGGUUUAGAAUUUGACGUCUUCACCUGCAGCCAGGAUACCACCCCUCCUUCUCUGUCCACAACCUUUGAAGAGAAUGACCUUGCUUCACUCCAAAUUCCGUCCAUGAUCGGAAGUCUUCCAAUGGAGCCAGGGAACUCUACCUCCUCGGGAUAUGAAUCUGACCUCUUCCUCGCUACUACUCCUACCCAAUGUGAUAACGUUGCCGAUCUUGGCCUUAGUAACCAAUUUUUCUCAGGAUCAUUCUCACAGUAUUCUGAGGAUUUUUUUAGCAGUUUUUCUUCGGAGGUGGAUAAUGAACUGUGAUACGUUUUAUGAUAUGCUUGAAAUGACUUUUAACACGGUCCACGGGUAAUGUGUAAAACUUACUAUAAUUGGGUGGGAACGCUUGUUACGAUAGAUAAUGAUUGAUUAAGCCUCCUUUUCGCUGGGUUUUCUGGACGUUGGAAUUUGCAAACUUGAUUUUACUUGAUCCUCAAAAUAUUUUGGCACCUGACCCCGCUGCCUACAUGCUUUCUCCAUUUGGGCUUUUUAUGUUUGUCCCUCGCUUUUUGUUUUUUUUAUUUACUUUUCAUAUGUUUCUAGGAUGAAGCUUUGGGAUAUGAUUUCUUUUGUCCUAUUUUUCCUACUUUUUCCCUUAUCUCAUAUUUCUCUAGUUUCACUAUUUUCCAUCUUUAGGGACCAUUUUAUAAUGACCUUGUACAACACAACAAUAGCGUGUGAGCUUUGCAAUUCUGCUUUCUUGUUUUUUUGGUUUGUUUUUAAAAAUGCAAUGUAUUUGGAAAAGGUCUUGCAAGAUUGAAUGAUUUUUAUUUUUGUUGCUUUCGAUAGUUACAAGUUUGGUGGCAAAGAAAAUUUCCCCUUUUUCGGAUGAUGUUCAACUUGGUGGUUUUAAUUUUCAUUUAUUGGUGUUUUUUGUUCAAUUCAGCUCUGUUUUUCUUUUAAUGUUUUGAUUUGUGCAUGACAGUGUCAUCAUCUGUACUCCAGCAUCUGGCUACUAAAGGCCUAAUUAUCCAUGUUGGAAGAAGAAUUCGCACAAAUUCAUAUCUUGUAGCAAAGGUGCAUCAAGCUAAAUAAAAAUGAGAAGAUAGCCACAACAAUAAAAUCAAGCGCUCCCAUAUAUUACCUAAUAUAAAAUUACGUUAACUAGGUUAACUAACUUAUUCUAAUCUAUAUCGAU
This is a messenger RNA of Blastomyces dermatitidis ER-3, 3249 nucleotides long. RefSeq names its product C2H2 transcription factor. Gene Ontology annotation, cellular component: nucleus. The transcript has 4 exons. NCBI's taxonomy places the organism in Eukaryota, Fungi, Ascomycota, Eurotiomycetes, Onygenales, Ajellomycetaceae. Gene Ontology annotation, molecular function: DNA-binding transcription factor activity, RNA polymerase II-specific; RNA polymerase II cis-regulatory region sequence-specific DNA binding. Gene Ontology annotation, biological process: regulation of transcription by RNA polymerase II. Bases 459 to 2375 code for a protein of 638 amino acids. The record is from RefSeq and is a predicted model, not a curated record.